CUAUUUUGUUAUAAUCAUCUUCAAUUUAUUUAGUUUUAUUGUCUGCAAUUUAGGGAAAAAAUUACUCGGGAAUGUGGUAUCUCAUGCUUGCGGUUUCCAGUUUGGCAAGUGGCAACCCUGUCAAUGUCUUUUGGAAAUAGUUUCGGUCAGUGUAGAGACGUUGUGAGGACAUAAUGCCCUUCGCCCGUUACGUAGAGCCGGGGCGUGUUGCCCUGGUAGCAGACGGACCGUUGAAAGGAAAACUUGUUGGUGUGGUUGAUGUCAUUAACCAAACUCGUGCACUAGUGGAUGGACCAGGCAGCGGCGUUCCAAGGCAACAAAUCCGCCUAAACCAACUGCAUCUUACAAAAUUCCGUCUCAAGUAUCCAUUCACUGCUCCUACACGUGUUGUGAGGAAAGCAUGGGAAGAUGAGAAACUAAAUGAAAAGUGGGAACAAAGCCAAUGGGCACAAAAGCUGGCUAAUAAAGCGAAACGCGCUACUAUGACUGACUAUGACAGGUUUAAAUUACAAUCAGCGCGUGUUAAAAGAAAUCGUGCCAGAACUGUUGUAUUCAAGAGCAUGAAAGACAAAGCAGCAAGAUCAGGCGCUUUUGGUAAGAGGAAUAUCCCUAAAAGCAAACCCAAAACACCACGCACGAAGAAAACACCAGCCGCGAAGAAACCAGCCAAGAAGUAAUUCUUGUUUUGUGAAAGUAUAAGUGUUAAUUGCGAGACAUUCAAAAUAAAAAUUUACCUUCUAA
Leptidea sinapis is the source of this 741-nucleotide messenger RNA. It is a transcript of the gene RpL14, whose product is annotated as 60S ribosomal protein L14. Gene Ontology annotation, cellular component: cytosolic large ribosomal subunit; ribosome. Gene Ontology annotation, molecular function: structural constituent of ribosome; RNA binding. The coding region runs from base 174 to 677 and encodes 167 amino acids. The record is from RefSeq and is a predicted model, not a curated record. Gene Ontology annotation, biological process: ribosomal large subunit biogenesis; translation. NCBI's taxonomy places the organism in Eukaryota, Metazoa, Arthropoda, Insecta, Lepidoptera, Pieridae. The transcript has 2 exons.